ACUUUGGAAAAAGGAACACGCUGUUCCGUUGAAAAUUGCUUCAACAGGCGUUCAAAGUAUCUUAGUCUCUUUAUCUAUCCUAGUGAUUUCGUGUUGAGAAAAAAGUGGAUUGAAAAAUGUAGAUUAAAAGUUGCUUCUACUGGAUACUUAUUUAUUUGUCAGAAUGCUUAUAAAUCCUCAAGUCUAUGGCAUAUCGCUUGAAGAACUUGAAUUAGAUCCAAUGUUGGUUGACAAAAGAAAAGAAUUGAUUAUCAGUGCAGCAACGACUCUAGAUAGGGCAAAAAUGUUACGUUACAAUGAAAGAACUGGAAAUCUCUCGUCUACAGAUACCGGUCGCACAGCUAGUCAUUUUUAUAUUACCUAUGACAGUGUUGAAAUAUUUAAUAAAUGUCUAAAGCCUUCUAUGAAUGGGUCAGAAAUAUUUCAAAUGAUUUCUGAUGCAAAAGAAUUUGAUCAGAUACGGGAUCGUGAUUUUCGUGAUAAUGAAUUUCAUGAGUUACAUGCAUUACAUCGUAAAUAUUGUCGAGUUGAAAUUAAACUCGACAAUCCAAGUAUGUUCACGUUUUUAGAACGUAAAGUUAAUGUACUUUUACAAACAUAUAUUGGACGUGCUACAACUACAUCUCCUCCAUUAAUAUCGGACCUGUUGUAUAUCUCACAAAAUGUGACAAGAAUUGCACGGGCAUUAUUCGACAUGGCUUUGCAUCGCAAUUACGCUAAGGUGUCAUCUAUAUUAUUAGAACUUUGUAAAAUGUGUGAAAUGACUCAAUGGUCAUUUGAAUCUGGAUUACGGCAAUUUCCUGAUGUUCUUUCGCCUGAAAUAAUACAUACAAUUGAGGAAAAUAAAAUACCAUAUACCAACAUUAUAGAAAUGGGUGCAAAAGAAUUAGGUAUUUUGCUAGGAAAUCAAAAUGAAGUUGCUGCUGUUAAAAAGUGUACCAUGGAGAUUCCUUAUAUUGAAACUUCUACUAGUAUUCAAUCUAUUACUAGAACUAUUUUAAAGAUGAAUGUGGAACUAUUUCCAAAUUUUGAAUGGAAUGAUGAGUUUCAUGGCUUAACAGCAGUUGCAUUUUGGAUUUGGCUUGAAGAUCUGGAAAAAAUUUUCCGUUGGAAACGUGUUCUUAUUACCAAAAAUCAGGUUAUUAGAAAAGAAACAUAUAAGUUCAUGUUUAAAAUACCUUUAGUUGAACCAUUACCAUCACAACUAUGUUGCACUUCAGACCGAUGGUUAGAUUCAACUUCCAUUCUACCAUUAACUUUCCCACAUCAUUUAAUACCACAUUGUGAUGCUUCAAUGACAGAUGUCUUGGAACAGAAAUUUGAAUGAAUUUAAUUAGUGCGAUAAAUACCUGGAUUGAAAUUUGUGAGUGAGAUAUCUAAUUAAUAAGUUAUACUGCAAAAACCAUAUUUGUGGAUUAAAAGUUGCUUCUACUGGAUACUUAUUUAUUUGUCAGAAUGCUUAUAAAUCCUCAAGUCUAUGGCAUAUCGCUUGAAGAACUUGUAGUAUAUACCGUUAAGUGUUAUUUAUAUGUAAAUUUUAAUUAUUUAUUUUAUUGUUAUUACUUAUAGUUAGACCCAAUGUUGGUUGACAAAAGAAAGAAUUGAUUAUCAGUGCAGCAACGGCUCUAGAUAGGGCACAAAUGUUAUGUUACAAUGAAAGAACUGGAAAUCUUUCGUCUACAGAUAUGGGUAGCACAGCUAGUCAUUUUUAUAUUACCUAUGACAGUGUUGAAAUAUUUAACAAAUGUCUAAAACCUUCUAUGAAUAUAUCAGAAAUAUUUCAAAUGAUUUCUGAGGCAAAAGAAUUUGAUUAGUUACAGGCUCGUGAAUUUCGUGAAUUACAUACAUUACAUCGUAAAUAUUGUCAAGUUGAAAUUAAACGCGACAAUCCAAGUAUGUACACGUUUUUAAAUUGUCAAGUUAAUGUACUUUUACAAAAAAAUAUUGGACGUGCUACAGCUACAUCUCCUUCAUUAAUAUCGGACCUGUUGUAUAUCUCACAAAAUGCGACAAUAAUUACACGGGCAUUAUUCAACAUGGUUUUACAUCGUAAUUACGCUAUGAUGUCAGCUAAAUUAUUAUCACUUUGUCAAAUGUGAGAAAUGACUCAGUGGGUAUUUGAAUGUGGAUUACGACAGUUUCCUGAUGUUCUUUCCUGUGAAGUAAUACAUACAAUUGAGAAAAGUCAAAUAUCAUUUACCAACAUUAUAGAAAUGGAUGAAAAAGAAUUAGGUAUUAUGCUAGGAAAUCAAAUUGAAGUUGCUGCUGUUAAAAAGUGUGCCAUGGAGAUUCCAUAUAUUGAAACUUCUACUAGUAUUCAAUCUAUUACUAGAACUAUUUUAAAGAUGAAUGUAGAACUAUUUCCAAAUUUUGAGUAUGUAACUUACAUGAUGGAAUAAUGAGUUUCAUAGUAUAACAUCAGUUGCUUUUUGGAUUUGGGUUGAAGAUCUGAAAAUAGAAUCUUAUACCAUUGGAAACAUGUUCUUGUUACCAAAAAUCAGGUUAUUAGAAAAGAAACACAUAAGUUGAUAUUUACCAUACUUUUAGUUGAACCAUUACCAUCACAGUAUAUACUACUUUGUACUUCAGACCGAUGGUUAUAUUCAACUUUCACUACACCAUUAACUUUCCAACAUCAUUUAUUACCACAUUGCGAUGCUUCAGUGACAGAUUUUUUGGAACAAAAAUUUUAGCAAAGGGAAAAAAACUAUUGAGUAAAUAUUGUUGGAGUUUAUUUCACUAUUCAAUUUAUUUUUACUUAAAAUAUACAUAUAUGCUUUCAACAUCUAUAAUAAACAAUGUGUAUGUAGGACCUACAUUAUAGGUACAUUAACAUAUUAUAAUUUUUGAUUGCAAUAUACCUAAUAGACUAAAUGAUGAACAUUAAAUACUAUUAGAGUUUUUCUUUUCUUUAAAAGUUGAACGAUCUAAGCUGUGACUAUUUGUUAUAGUUUCAUGAGUAUCAUUAAUUGUACCAUUAGAUUUGGUUGA
Messenger RNA from Myzus persicae (green peach aphid), 2991 nucleotides. RefSeq names its product activating signal cointegrator 1 complex subunit 3-like. The transcript has 14 exons. The coding region runs from base 164 to 1327 and encodes 387 amino acids. Lineage: Eukaryota; Metazoa; Arthropoda; Insecta; Hemiptera; Aphididae. The record is from RefSeq and is a predicted model, not a curated record. Gene Ontology annotation, molecular function: RNA binding.